Molecule: messenger RNA, 1375 nt
Organism: Haliotis rufescens (red abalone)
Lineage: Eukaryota; Metazoa; Mollusca; Gastropoda; Lepetellida; Haliotidae
Product: mannan endo-1,4-beta-mannosidase-like
Exons: 3
Coding region: 66-1277 (403 amino acids)
Biological process (GO): substituted mannan metabolic process
Molecular function (GO): mannan endo-1,4-beta-mannosidase activity
Source: RefSeq, a predicted model, not a curated record
UCACGUCAAUCCAGAUAACGUUACCUAUAAAGUUGAGACAUGAAGCUUGCAUAAUACCAUUUGAAAUGGAUCCUAUCACAAUGACAAUAAGCUACAUAUUCACAACAUUGUUGCUACCUGUCCUCCCAUAUGGUUUGUGUGCGCCAGUGGAUCAGCAUGCAACGCCAGAGACACGUCACCUCUACAAGAACCUCAUGACCAUGGCCAGAAACCCGAAUGCCAUCAUGUUUGGUCAUUCCAGCGACACAUGGACUGGUGCAUAUGGUGGACAUGCCACUUAUGACGUCGUCACAAAUACGACAAACAAAGGUUGGAGAUAUACAGCUGAACAGGCAAUGAAAGAUUCCCCUGAUGAGUUGUCCGACGUGAAGAGCGUGACUGGGCAGUACGCAGCAGUCAUUGACUUAGGGAUGUGGCAGCUGAGUGAUGACCGAAACAUAGUUGUAUCCCAUCUUGUCAAGACCGCCCUCAAGCGUGGUGUGAUUGCAACUCUGAGCCAGCAUCUGUAUAACCCCAUCACAGGGGGAAGACCGUGGGUGGAAGAGGACAAUGGUACUGUCCUCCAUACCGUCAGGCGUCUCUUACCAGGAGGAGAUACCAAUUGGAAGUUCCAGAAGAAUCUCGACACCAUCGCCGAAGUUGCUCAUAACCUGACGGACGACCAGGGGAAGCUUAUACCUGUUCUCUACAGACCUCUUCACGAGCUUAAUGGAGACUGGUUUUGGUGGGGAUUGGGAAAUAAGGUUCAAAAUACAGAAGAUGAUCUGAAAUCCUUUUAUCGAUACAUAGUUACGUAUCUACGUGAUCAUAAAAAAGUUCACAACUUCCUGUAUGUUUUCAGCCCGGACAAGUUCACGGACAAAGCAGAUUAUCUCAAGGUGUAUCCUGGUGAUGAUUAUGUUGAUGUUAUAGCCACGGAUUUCUAUUACACAUCACCUUCGGUUAAGACAAGUGACUUUUCUAGAAUAGUGAAACAGCUAGUGGAGAUAGCCGAGUCAAGAAACAAGAUAGCGGCAGUGUCAGAGGCCGGGCUUUUUAACAAUGGCAUUGAUCAGCAGACUAAUUUCUGGAACGAAAAGAUUCUUGAUGUCAUCAAAACUGACCCCACUAGUCGCCGUAUUGCAUAUAUUCUCACAUGGGCAAACCAUUGUGGCAACAAUAAGUGCGAAUUGUGGGUGCCUUACAAAGGUCACCCUGCUGAGAAUGACUUCAGGAACAACUUCUUCAAUGACCCCAUUACCAUGUUUGGGGAUGAUAUUCCAGAUAUGUUCAAGUGAAACGUUCUUAAGAUAUAAAUAAAGGUCAAAAUCGUUUUAUAAUAUCUUGGAUAUCACCGUGAGAUAUUUGAUGACCAAUAAAACAUAAUGAUCAGAAA